Molecule: messenger RNA, 1580 nt
Organism: Phalaenopsis equestris
Lineage: Eukaryota; Viridiplantae; Streptophyta; Magnoliopsida; Asparagales; Orchidaceae
Product: probable LRR receptor-like serine/threonine-protein kinase At4g36180
Exons: 1
Coding region: 32-1477 (481 amino acids)
Molecular function (GO): protein binding
Source: RefSeq, a predicted model, not a curated record
GAAUAUAUCAUCUCAAAUAAAUUACUUGAACAUGUCUCAAAAUGCAAUUAGAGGUGAACUUCCAAUGUCAUUGAAUAUUGCAUUGGUGGAAAUUAUCGACUUAAGAUCAAAUCAAUUGGAAGGGCGCCUUCCAUGGCUAAUGAAUUUUGUACGUUUUGUAUCAUUUUCAAACAAUAAGUUCUCAAGCGGAACUGAGUUAUAUCUAAACGGGAACAUGAGUUUGAUGGUAGUGCUUGACCUUUCUCAAAAUCAUCUCUCAGGUGAAAUCCCUAAAUCUAUAUGUCAAAUGUCUUCAAUAGUUCUUCUUGACUUAUCACACAACAAUCUUUCGGGAGAAAUUCCAAAAUGCAAUGGUAAUAUUUCCAGCUAUAAGAUGCUAAAGUUUAUCAGCCUGUCAUACAACAACUUGAGUGGUUCAAUUCCACAUUGGAUAGGGAACCUACAGAGGUUAUUAUCAUUGAACCUCAACAACAAUGUUUUCCGAGGGGAGAUCCCACUUUUCAAAAAUUGCAACAAGCUUAUUACCCUUGACUUGGGAGAAAAUUAUCUUACAGGAAGUAUACCUUUAUGGAUUGGAGAAAAUUUAUUGUCCCUAAAGAUCUUACGCUUACACUCAAAUAAAUUCCAUGGAUCAAUUCCCUUGGAGCUAUCCAAACUAAAAGAUCUACAAAUCUUGGAUCUUGGAAAAAAUUUCCUUUCAGGUUCAAUCCCAAAAUCAUUUAAAUUUCUCAAUUCAAUGACUAUACAAAAUAAGAGGCUUGAAACUCUAAUUCCUCAAGAUAGUCAAAUAACUCUAAAUUCGGGCCAUUACUUCUCAACUUCGAUGAAUUUUAUACCUGAUUCAAUAAUGAUCGGUAUAAAAGGAAUAGUUUAUGAAUUCAAAGGCAUACUCUCUCUUGUGAAAAUUAUAGAUCUUUCUUCUAAUAAUCUCACUGGUGAAGUUCCUACUAAAUUAAUGUGCCUUGUUGGAUUGAUGAGCUUGAAUUUAUCGAGAAACCACUUCACGGGACAGAUACCAAAUAAAAUUGGUGUUAUGCAAAGCUUAGAAAAUUUGGAUCUCUCAAGGAACCAUUUCUCAGGAGAUAUUCCAAGAAGCAUUGUGAUGCUUAGUGCGUUAAGUUAUCUCAAUUUAUCCUAUAAUGAAUUGUCUGGUAGAAUCCCGACGGGGACCCAACUUGACACUUUUAAUGAAUCAAUUUACUACGGAAAUCCAAAACUUUGUGGAAAACCACUACAUAAGACUUGCGAAGGUGAUGAACAUAAAAUACAUGGCGAAGGAGGCAAUUUUCAAGAUGAUGAUGAUUUUGGUUUGUUCCUCGGCAUGGGACUUGGUUUCACUGUUGGACUAUGGACUGUAUUGGGGACCUUAUUGCUCAAGAGGUCUUGGGCGAGCACUUACUUCCAAUUCCUUGAUAAAGUGAUAAAUAAUAUUUAUGUAUUUGUCAAUGUGAAAGUGAAUCAGUGGUUUAAUCAAUAAAUAACAUAAUUAAACGAUGAUCAUUUAUGUAUUUGAGUUAUUUCAUAAGUGUUGUUUGUGAUCCUAAUGUAUAUAAUAUUGUGUUGUACUAAUAUUUCAUUCU